Medicago truncatula (barrel medic) is the source of this 1107-nucleotide messenger RNA. RefSeq names its product 18.2 kDa class I heat shock protein. The record is from RefSeq and is a predicted model, not a curated record. The transcript has a single exon. The coding region runs from base 147 to 623 and encodes 158 amino acids. Lineage: Eukaryota; Viridiplantae; Streptophyta; Magnoliopsida; Fabales; Fabaceae.
AGUAAAUUUCUAGAAAUUACGUGAUGACUCUUCCAUCUAGUUUAUAUACCCGUUGCCUGCAAAGCAGGUCAUUCACACUAAGCAUUGAGAGUAAUUAGCAAUUACAUUCCAUUCUCAAUUUACACAGUUCUAAAAUUUUCAUCAAAAUGUCGUUGAUUCCAAGUUUCUUUGGUGGCCGAAGGAGCAACACUUUUGAUCCAUUCUCUCUUGACGUUUGGGAUCCCUUCAAGGAUUUUCCAUUCUCCAAUUCUUCACUUUCUGCUUCAUUCCCUCGUGAGAAUUCUGCAUUUGCAAGCACACAAGUGGAUUGGAAGGAGACCCCAGAAGCACAUGUGUUCGAGGCUGAUCUUCCUGGACUGAAGAAGGAAGAAGUGAAGGUUGAAAUUGAAGGUGAUAGGGUUCUUCAGAUAAGCGGAGAGAGGAAUGUUGAGAAAGAAGAUAAGAACGAUCAAUGGCAUCGUGUGGAGCGUAGCAGUGGGAAAUUCAUGAGGAGGUUCAGAUUGCCUGAGAAUGCGAAAAUGGACCAAGUGAAAGCUGCAAUGGAGAAUGGUGUUCUCACUGUUACUGUUCCAAAAGAAGAGAUCAAGAAGCCUGAUGUUAAGUCCAUUGAAAUCUCUGGUUGAACUUAUAAUGAGUUCUGUCUGUUAUUAUGUUGCUUAAAAAUUAUUCGCGUCCUUCAGAGUGUUGGUUGUAAUGCUUACCUUUUGUGUGUGAUGUGGGUGUGAGUGAGUUAUCAUGUCAUAUGUGAAAUGUUGCUGAAUAAAUAAAUUAUUAAUUCUCCAAUUUUUCCUUCAAGUUCACUGGAGUAUUGAUUCUUUUGCAAUCCUUCAUAAUUUCCCUUGUGUAUUUCAUUUGGCAUAUUAAGACUCAUUUGUUAUCUUGCCUAACUUCCAUUCCUAGACAACGUGGUCAUCACACUGAGCUCUAUGAUCUCAGAUGCUUGGAGCAGUAAAUCAUGAAUAAUGCUAGGAUUCUGAUUGAUCUUAUUUUUGAGGAUGAUACAUGAUGGAUGAUGAAUAAUGCUAGGAGUUUGGUUAAUCUCAUAUUGGAUUAUGAUACCAUGUCUUCUGUAAUAAGCUCUAUAAAAAUCUCCUCUAGUUAAAUUAA